UUGCAGAUACCCUCUAAUUGUUCUGUACUGACGUCAGUGAAUUGCUACUUGACCGCAUUGACCCGGCUCAAUGGGGCGCGUGCUGCUCAUUCUUUCAUUUAGUUAUUUUAACACACUGGUCGCGUGGAGCGUAAAAACAGGAGAAAACAUAGCGAGAGAACGACAACAAUGUAGCGAGCGAGCGCGCACCCUUUCUGCGCGCGGACGCUGAAAACUGUAACCACCUACUUCUACCGUUACCGUAGUUACCUACAUACCAGCCUGAACGGUAUGUGCACGAGCGAGCAGUGCAGGCAGGAAAGAGAGAAGUGAGAAAGGAAGGAGUACUGAAGGGGGGAAAGAAGCGAGAGAGGAAGAGUGAGGAAAGGGAGGUAAGAAGGAGGGAACGGAAUUAGUCAGUGAUAUAACGCUAGGGGAGGAGAGGCGGCCGGUUGUUCUGCCGAGGUGGACGUGGCGGGUCCGGCGGAGUCAGCUACAAGUGACGGGUAGUGGAGCCGAACUGAAGCGGACUGCCGACCAUGAACCGGGUCACCGGCAGGCAGGUCCUCAGGGCGUCUCACUGACCUCCACAACCAGUUGUUGGACUCCUAGCAGAGGCUCUCAGGGACACACCCCUCAACUCCCAGGCCUUCCUCUCAGGUCUGAUAGUUCUCUUCUGCAGCAGAGGGGGGUGUGGAUGGGGAGGCAGGGAGAAGGAAGAGAAGAAGUAGAAGAAGGUGGACUUCAUAACCUCAGCAAUACCAAUAAGGUGGUUGAACAGAGUGAGGUGAGGAGGAUUAGCUCCGCCCCUCACCAUGACAGACUUGGAGUCUGAGUGUUUGACCCUCGGCCUCCCUCCUGAAUGUGGCUCCCCUCCCCCGCCUCUGGACCCCUCCCUGCAGGUGGACUGUGGCACGGGGCCUGCUUCAUCAACCCCAACACCCACUCUAGCGCUCCUCACCUCCGACUGCCCGACACCUACACUUAGCUCGCUGGCGGCAGAGAUUGCCGAGCCACUGGUGAUGCUGCCCUGUGUGAAGAGUGAGCCAGAGGAUGGAGACCUGGAGCCCAUCCAGACUGUUGACCUGUCUGAGAUUCAGCCACUGUCCACUGCAGAGCUGGGCCAGGAUCAGAUCAAGAUGGAGAUCAGUGGCCUUGACUAUAUCAAGUCGGAGCAUCACGGUCACAAUGACGACCACCACUUGGGCCCAUUUCAUCAUGCCGAUGUUACGGAGCUAGACUACAAGUCGCACUAUGAGCCCAGCUCUGUGUUCGACUACAUCUCCCAGGUGACGGACACUCUGGAGUACAUUAAGUCAGAUCACCAUGUAGACCUGCAGUGUUACUACACCACAGAACUGAGCAUCCUGAAGUCUGAGUACCCAGAGUCCAACACCAUGUCCACCCACCUGCAGCAGAAUGGCCUUGAGUCUAUCCACAUGGCUGAGCUCCGCACUGAGCUCAACAAGCUCCGACCGGAUGCAUUGCUGAUGGACGGCAUGGGAAAAAUGGAACCUGAGUUUGGAGGGAGCACCCUGUAUGAGCUGCAGCCAGCUGAGGGUGGGAAGUCUGUGGAGGGGACAGGGGUGGUGACCGGGCAGGGAGGAGGAGGUGGUACUGUGGUCAUCACAACCAAAACCCAGAGCCCGACGGUGAGAAAACCUCGUAACAUGCAGGGGGUGAAGCCUUUCUCCUGCACACAGUGUGGGAAGAACUUCAGCACACUGGGGAACCUGAAAACCCACCAGCGCAUCCACACUGGGGAACGACCAUACACCUGCUCGCAGUGUGGCAAGAGCUUCGGCCAGGCAGGAAACCUUAAACGACACCAGCUGAUCCACACAGGCCAGAAGCCGUAUGUGUGUGCUCACUGCCCCAAAGGUUUCACUAAGGCUGAUGAUCUGCGAUCACACCAGCGACUACACACAGGUGAGCGUCCGUUCAUCUGUGUCACUUGCGGGAAGAGCUUUGGCCAGUCAAAGGAGCUGAAGGCUCACCAGCUGAGUCAUACUGGUGAGAGGCCGUACUGCUGCCAGCACUGUGGCAAGAGCUUCACCAAGGAGACCAGCUACCGUAACCAUGUUCAGAUCCACACGGGUGAGAAACCCUUCACCUGCUCGCAGUGCGGAAAGACUUUCAGCAACUCCGGUGUGUUAAAAACCCACGAGAAGAUCCACACGGGUGAGCGGCCAUUUGGCUGUACACAAUGCGGGAAGAGUUUCGGGCGCCUUGGGCACCUCAAGGCUCAUCAGCAGAUCCACACAGGGGAGCGGCCGUAUGCUUGCCCUCAAUGUGGGAAGACUUUCAGCCAGUCGGGUCACCUCAAAGCGCACGAGCAGAUCCAUAAACGAGAGCGAGUGGACACAGCCAGCAGCAGCAGCAGCAGCACCAUGGGCAGUGACAGUAGCUAAAAGAAACCAUACCCUUUAACCUCUCGGAACAACAAAGUAUUAUUCCUCUUUUUUUAUAAAUACUAUAUAUAAUUUUUUUUCCUUAUGAAUUUUUCUUACAUUUUCAUACCUUUUGAGCUCUUUUGCAUUAUAUGUGUGGGCAGGGUGGACUGACUGAUUUGCUCUUAUGCAAGUGUCUGUACGUGUGUGUGUGUGUGUGUGUGUGUGUGUGUGUGUCUGUGGGUGGGUGUGAUACUGAGGGGCUUGUAGAUAUUCGUUAAACUGGCCUGCCUGAACUGUAGUGAGUGUAAAAGUCUGUCUCUGGAGGACCAAUUACCAGUACUUAGUUUUUGGAGUACUUACUGAUACAGAAGCACAAAUACUUAAGUGACAGAGUUUGAGUACUUAAUUUUUUUUUUUUUUACUGAAACAGACCAGCAGCUCCAGACUGACUAGACCCUGUUUACUGGAAACUAUUAACCUUAGAAGUUAAAGAGUUUUUCCAAACUUAAAAAUUUGUUCACAAGUUUCCCAUAAUGUUACCCCAUGGAAAGUGCGCAUGCGUUUACAGCUUUGGCUGAAUACACUUUAAAGUAACGUGGUGUAUUUAACUGUCUGUAAGAUUUAGUAUGUAUUAAAGAUACAUAAAUUAUAAGAAAGUUGGAAAGGACAGCAUUUUGUACUUGAUUUGUUCAGUGUGAAAAUAAGGCCAAUAUUUAGUUAACAGUUGGCUUCCAAUUUUUGAUUUGUUAUGGAGUGGAAGCAUGAGGCAGAUGUACUCCUGCAACUACUGUCCACCAGAUCCAGCUAUGUUGCAACUGCAUUGUCUGGACCUACCAGACACACCAGCACUUCAUGUCGGGCUGUUUGACCUCAUGUUUCGGAUGCAAACUGUUUUUGGUUACCGUUUAACAGAGGUGGCUCAUACAAAUCAAGCUCAAUUGUGUGCAAGACAGCAACAAACAAAAGGGGAGCAAGGCCCCCCCCCCUUAUAGGAUGUUUACGGUUAGCUUGUCAAACGAGUGUAGUUAACGGUGUGGGAUGUGCGUUCAAAGGUCCGCCUUUUUGUUUUCUGUGUAAAGUCAUCUCAAUACACAUCAAUUCUCCAGAAAAUCUUUAUAAAAGUGUCUCAACACAUCCGGGCUCCUGGACCCUGACUGCUUCUUCAUUAUCUUCCAAUAUUACUGCCUGCCAUCCAUGUAGCAGAGAGCCAGCGGUAAGCCAAAAAUAGAGGCCUUCACUUAAGGAUAAAGCAUGAAUCCUGACAUUUGAAAAGCUGGAACCAUCAAAUGUAUAGCACUGUUGCUUAAAAAUAAAAAUAGCUUAACUAAAAAAGUUAAGCUAUUUUUAACUAAGAACUAAAGCUAUUUUUAGUUAAAAUACAGUAGUUGCCAAUUUUUUGUCAGUCAACUAAUUGAUUAACUGAUUUUUGCUGAUCUGUUAAAAUGUCUUCAAAUUACUAAAGAUAUUUAAGUUAGUGCUAUAACAGAAAGGGCUACUGUCACCUUUUCCUAUGUAAUGAUUGGGGAACUGAAUAUUUAUUGAUGCAUUUCAUUUGUUACCAAUUUUGCAGAUGUUUUUCAUGUUUGAGAGUUUUUAAAUUUAAUAAUCAGAACACCAUUGGUUAAAAACAAAAAAAUAGAGGCUGGUGACAGCAGCUGUGCCGUGAGAUCAGCUGUGCUGACAAUUGACAAUGACAAAGUAUCUAACAUCACCUGUGGAAAUCGUUGUCUUCAUUUUUGUAUCGAACCUAUAUAAAAACACCAUAAAUAAAGAACAGAGAAGUUAUGGAAACCUCAAAGAGAACAUUUAGAAAGUGCCGUUUUAGCCUGAAAAGAAUUCAUUAUGUAAAAGACAGUUACUUGGGCACUUCCACCUUAAUCCAUAAAAGUGAAGUUAUUCAAUUUAAUUUGAUUUAUAAAUACAUUUUACACCAAACGUCACGUUACUGAGAACACAGUUUAAGAUAAAGCUAGUAACUUAAAAAUUAAGAAAAGCAUUGUAAACUCCUUGAGAAAGUUCAAUGGUCAGUGUUUUUAGUAAACAGGGUCCUGGUUCAGAAUUGUUGACAGCAGUAAAAUUACUUUAACUCCAAGUACAUUUCUAUCCUUUGCCAAUAUUAUGAGUACUUAUUUUUGAGUACUUACUGCCAAUUUACUAGUAUUUUACUUACAGGUGUGGGUUCUCAGGCAUACACUGUUGCUGUAUUGUUAUAAAUCUGAUGAUUUUUUUUUAUUUUUUUUUAUUGACCAGUAUUGAUUAAACAGAAUACGCCGGUGUUUUUGUUUAUGAUAAUCUGCUGUUUCAGUGUUCUAUUCUUUUGUAGCAGAAUUAAAAAUCAUUUCUUUGUUGUCACAUCAAAAUUCAGUUUUCAGUAUCAUUGGGCUCCAAUAGGACCAAAUGCAUCAGCACAGAGGAACCCAACAAUCCCCCUUCCUGUCUAGAUCGCUCACUGUGUACAAAUCUUCUAGUGAUAAUGUCAUUCUUCAAAAAAAAAAAAUGUAAUGACAUCAUUUAAUAAAAGCA
Molecule: messenger RNA, 4895 nt
Organism: Monopterus albus (swamp eel)
Lineage: Eukaryota; Metazoa; Chordata; Actinopteri; Synbranchiformes; Synbranchidae
Product: zinc finger protein 696
Exons: 3
Coding region: 795-2390 (531 amino acids)
Source: RefSeq, a predicted model, not a curated record